Molecule: messenger RNA, 1704 nt
Organism: Papaver somniferum (opium poppy)
Lineage: Eukaryota; Viridiplantae; Streptophyta; Magnoliopsida; Ranunculales; Papaveraceae
Product: bromodomain-containing protein 4-like
Exons: 6
Coding region: 138-1472 (444 amino acids)
Cellular component (GO): nucleus
Source: RefSeq, a predicted model, not a curated record
GACAGAGAGAGAGAGAGAGAGGGCCAACAACAACAACAACAACAGCAAGGAGGGAACUAGAUUUGAAGUGGGUUUUUAUUUUUAUUUUAUUUUCAGUUUAUUCAGUUAUUUGUUGUUUGUCAUUUUGGUGAUGCACAAUGGUGACUGACCAGGAACUAGCAAACAUUGUAGAGAAAUUACUAAGAACAUCUGAUCCACAAGCAUUUACAAAUCUAGACAGUAUUGUUAAACAUUUAGAAGCUAAAUUAGGGUUAGACUUAUCUCACAAAUCUAAUUUCAUUCGUCACCAUAUUCAGUAUCUCUAUGGUCACCAACAACAACCACACCCACCACCACAACAGCAACAACAACAUCCUCCACCACCACCACAACCACAACCGCAACAACACCAUCCUCCACAGCCACAACCCCAUCUUACACCUAGAGAUCAUUUCGCCCUUCAAGCUCAAUACCAGCAACUACGACAACAUCAUCCUCAAUUUCAUCAACACCAACAGCAUUCUCAUCAGAUCGCUUCUCAUUUUGCUCUACAACAGCAGCAACAGCAGCAGCAACAACAGCAGCAACAACAACAACAACAAAGGCAUCAUGAAGAGCUAAACUUUCAUGCUCCCACUCAACAACAAAAUCCAAACAUACAUUUACAAACAAACCCAAACCCUCUUCCUAUACAGCCACAGCCUCAGCCUCAGCCUCAGCCUCAGCCCCAGGGGAGGUCUCAUCCUAAGAAAACUAAAGCUGAGCCUAAAGAAGGUGCUCCAGCUAAAAGAAGAGGUGGCCCAGGGGGUCUAAACAAAGUUUGUGGUGUCUCACCUGAACUUCAGACCAUUGUUGGUGAGCCAACAAUGCCCAGGACCGAGAUUGUUAAGCAACUAUGGGCAUACAUAAGGAAACAUAAACUUCAGGAUCCUAGUAACAAAAGAAAGAUAAUCUGCAAUGACGAGCUGCGUUUGGUGUUCGAAACAGAUUGCACUGACAUGUUCAAGAUGAACAAGCUGCUAUCCAAACAUAUUAUUGCUCUUGAACCAUCAAAAGAAUCUGGUCGUGAGAAAAAACGAGCGAAGGUAGAAGUGGAAUCUGCAAGUGAAAGUACUGAACCUCCUAGUCCAUCAUCCCAUGUCAACCUGAAUGAGAUUUUGUAUUCUCUCAACUAUGAUGACGAAGAAUCUGGUGAAGAGAAAAAACAAGUAAAAGCGGAGAAGGAGUCUGCAAGUGUUGUACCUCCUAGUCCCUCUCUUGUAAUAAUAUCCGAUGCACUUGCUAAAUUUUUUGGUUCUGGAGAUAGGGAGAUUCCUCAGUCUGAGGCUUUAAGCCGUGUCUGGGAGUACAUACAAGCGAACCAUCUGGAGGACCCUAUGGAUUCCAUGAUGAUAUUAUGUGACCAGAAGCUUCAAGAGCUUUUUGGAUGUGAGACCCUUCCUGCCCUGGGAGUAACUGAGAUGGUUGGACAUCAUCUUUUCAAGCGUUCAUAAUAGAUGCACAGUGUGAAUGUCAUACAGCCAGUAACUUGACUAUAUACAGCAGAUACGUAGUAGGAAUAGAUUUUAGUGUUUGGUGCUGUAAUUGGUUAGGAAAAUACAAUGUUAACAGAACCUUUUCUUUUCUGUUGCUAUUCUACGAUCUAUGUUCAGGUUUCCUAUUAACCUUAUCACGAUGAUUAAUGUAUUAAGUUUUUCUGGUCAUCUAUUUUACAUUAAUUUUCUA